Messenger RNA from Haliaeetus leucocephalus (bald eagle), 2931 nucleotides. RefSeq names its product staphylococcal nuclease and tudor domain containing 1 (gene SND1). Gene Ontology annotation, biological process: regulatory ncRNA-mediated gene silencing; mRNA catabolic process. NCBI's taxonomy places the organism in Eukaryota, Metazoa, Chordata, Aves, Accipitriformes, Accipitridae. Gene Ontology annotation, molecular function: nuclease activity; RNA binding. Gene Ontology annotation, cellular component: cytosol; RISC complex; nucleus. The record is from RefSeq and is a predicted model, not a curated record. Bases 1 to 2919 code for a protein of 972 amino acids. The transcript is spliced from 25 exons.
AUGAGCCCGGCUGAGGUUCUGCCCCAUGGGGUGGGAUGGGGCGGCAGCGGGCUCCUUCCUUUUGGGGGGCUUGAGGAGCUGGGGGAGGACGCGGAGUCCCAGCGGAGAGCUUUCUCCGACGAGGUGCCUGGCCUGAAUUUUGCCAAUGAGGAGGAGCACGGCUUGGGCUGGCAGGCUGCUUUGGCGGGGGUGAAGCUCGGGUGGUGGCAAGGUCUCCCAGGCCCAUCGCUGUCGGAGCCCGGCCAGAAGCUGCUGCCCGUAAAGGUGCUGUCGGGCUGUGCCAUCAUCGUCCGCGGGCAGCCCCGAGGUGGGCCGCCCCCCGAGCGCCAGAUCAACCUCAGCAACAUCCGUGCCGGGAACCUCGCCCGCCGUGCCGCCGCGGGCCAGCCGGAUGCCAAGGACACCCCGGAUGAGCCCUGGGGGUUCCCGGCUCGCGAGUUCCUGCGGAAGAAGCUGAUCGGGAAGGAGGUCUGCUUUACCGUGGAGUACAAGACCCCGCAGGGCCGGGAGUACGGGAUGGUGUACCUGGGUAAAGACACGAGCGGCGAGAACAUUGCCGAGUCCCUCGUGGCCGAAGGGCUGGCUUCCCGCCGGGAAGGGAUCCGAGCCAACAACCCCGAGCAGAGCAGGCUGGCGGAGCUGGAGGAGCAGGCCAAGAGUGCCAAGAAGGGGAUGUGGAGUGAGGGGACGGGCUCUCACACCAUCCGGGAUCUCAAGUACACAAUUGAAAACCCCCGGCACUUCGUCGACUCCAUGCACCAGAAGCCAGUCAACGCCAUCAUAGAGCACGUCCGGGACGGCAGUGUGGUGAGAGCCCUCCUCCUCCCCGAUUACUACCUGGUCACCGUCAUGCUCUCGGGGAUCAAGUGCCCCACGUUCAAGCGGGAGGCGGACGCCCCCGAAGUCCCCGAGCCAUUUGCGGCCGAAGCGAAGUUCUUCACAGAGUCGCGGCUGCUACAGAGGGACGUGCAGAUCGUCCUGGAGAGCUGCCACAACCAGAACAUCCUGGGCACCAUCCUGCACCCGAAUGGGAACAUCACCGAGCUUUUGCUGAAGGAGGGCUUUGCCCGUUGCGUGGACUGGUCCAUCGCCGUCUACACCCGCGGCGCCGACAAGCUGCGCGCGGCCGAGAGGUUCGCCAAAGAGCGCAAGUUGAGGAUCUGGAGGGACUACGUGGCCCCCACGGCAAACCUGGAUCAGAAGGACAAGCAGUUUGUAGCCAAGGUGAUGCAGGUGCUGAACGCGGACGCCAUCGUGGUGAAGCUGAACUCUGGGGACCACAAAACCAUUCACCUGUCCAGCAUCCGACCCCCCCGGCUGGAGGGGGACAGCACGCAGGACAAGAACAGGAAGCUGAGGCCCCUCUACGACAUUCCCUACAUGUUCGAGGCCCGGGAGUUCCUGCGCAAGAAGCUCAUCGGGAAGAAGGUGAACGUGACGGUGGACUACAUCCGACCAGCCAGCAGUGCCACCGAGACCGUGCCCGCUUUCUCCGAGCGCACGUGUGCCACCGUCUCCAUCGGAGGAAUCAACAUCGCCGAGGCGUUGGUGAGCAAGGGCCUGGCCACCGUCAUCCGCUACCGGCAAGACGACGACCAAAGAUCCUCACACUACGACGAGCUCUUGGCCGCGGAGGCUCGGGCUAUCAAGAACGGCAAAGGGCUGCACAGCAAGAAGGAGGUGCCGAUUCACCGAGUGGCCGACAUCUCUGGGGACACCCAGAAGGCGAAGCAGUUCCUGCCCUUCCUGCAGCGCGCCGGCCGCUCCGAGGCCGUGGUGGAGUACGUCUUCAGCGGCUCCCGGCUGAAGCUUUUCAUGCCAAAGGAAACCUGCCUCAUCACCUUCCUGCUCGCAGGCAUCGAGUGUCCCCGGGGAGCCAGGAACCUGCCGGGGCUGGUCCAGGAGGGCGAGCCCUUCAGCGAGGAGGCCACGCACUUCACCAAGGAGCUGGUGCUGCAGCGAGAGGUGGAGGUGGAGGUGGAGAGCAUGGACAAGGCAGGGAACUUCAUCGGCUGGCUGCACAUCGAGGGUCUCAACCUGUCGGUGGCCCUGGUGGAGCACGCCCUCUCCAAGGUCCACUUCACCGCCGAGCGCAGCCCCUACUACAAGGCGCUGCUGGCCGCCGAGGAGGCCGCCAAGCAGAAGAAGGAGAAGGUGUGGUCCCACUACGAGGAGACCCCGGUGGAGGAGGUGGUGCCGGUGCUGGAGGAGAAGGAGCGCACAGCAAACUACAAGCCCGUUUUCGUGACGGAGAUCACAGACGACCUCCACUUCUACGUGCAGGACGUGGAGACGGGCGCCCAGCUGGAGAAACUGAUGGAGAACAUGCGCGCCGAGGUGGGCAACCACCCACCCGUGGAGGGCUCGUACGCCCCACGCCGUGGAGACUUCUGCAUCGCCAAGUUCGUCGACGGAGAAUGGUACCGGGCCCGGGUAGAGAAGGUGGAGUCGGCCGCCAAAGUCCAUAUCUUCUACAUUGACUAUGGCAAUAAGGAGACGCUGCCCGCCACACGCCUGGCCGCUCUGCCCCCCGCCUUCAGCACCCGCGUCCUGCCGGCGCAAGCCACCGAGUACAAGUUCGCCUUCAUCCAGGUGCCCCAAGACGAUGACGCACGGGCGGACGCGGUGGACAGCGUGGUACGGGACAUCCAGAACACCCAGUGCCUGCUCAACGUGGAGCACCUGGGACCGGGCUGUCCCCACGUCACCCUCCAGUUCGCCGACUCCAAGAGCGACGUGGGGCUGGGACUGGUCAAGGAGGGACUGGUCAUGGUGGAGGUGCGCAAGGAGAAGCAGUUCCAGAAAGUGAUCACCGAGUACCUGAAUGCCCAGGAGACGGCCAAGAGCGCCCGGCUGAACCUCUGGCGCUACGGGGAUUUCCGCGCGGACGACGCAGACGAGUUCGGCUACAGCCGCUAAGGGAUGCUUUGG